Mesocricetus auratus (golden hamster) is the source of this 5994-nucleotide messenger RNA. RefSeq names its product toll like receptor 9 (gene Tlr9). The transcript is spliced from 2 exons. The coding region runs from base 197 to 3289 and encodes 1030 amino acids. Gene Ontology annotation, biological process: positive regulation of interleukin-6 production; toll-like receptor signaling pathway; canonical NF-kappaB signal transduction. Lineage: Eukaryota; Metazoa; Chordata; Mammalia; Rodentia; Cricetidae. Gene Ontology annotation, cellular component: plasma membrane. The record is from RefSeq and is a predicted model, not a curated record. Gene Ontology annotation, molecular function: protein binding; pattern recognition receptor activity.
GCCAUCUGACUACGCAAAUGCCCUGUGACUCACUGUGCCACCUGCCCUCCCCUGCUGGGGAUAAAGCGUCUAUUAAAUUAGGCUGUAGUGAAAGUGUCACUUCCUCAAUUCUGUGAGGCACCCUGGUGGAGCAUCACUCUCUUCUUGCUGCCCAGCUGGUCAGACAGAGCCUCUGGAGGAGCCUCCAUUCUGCAACAUGGUUCUCUGUUGCAGGACUCUGCACCCCUUGUGUCUCCUAGUACAAGCCGCAGUUCUGGCUGGGGCUCUGGCCCUGGGCACCCGACCUGUCUUCCUGCCCUGUGACCUGAAGCCUCGUGGCCUGGUAGACUGCAACUGGCUGUUCCUGAAAACUGUGCCUCACUUCUCGGAGGCAGCACCCCGUUCCAACAUCACCAGCCUCUCCUUGGUCUCCAACCGCAUCCACCACUUGCAUAACGCCGACUUUGCCUACUUUCCCAGCCUGAGGCGACUGAACCUCAAAUGGAACUGCCCACCCACUGGCCUCAGCCCUCUGCAUUUCCCUUGCCACAUGACCAUUGAGCACAACACCUUCCGGACUAUGCGCGCCCUGGAAGAGCUGAACCUGAGUUACAAUGGCAUCACCACUGUACCCCCACUGCCCAGUUCCCUAAUGAACCUGAGCCUGAGCCACACCAACAUCCUGGUACUAGAUUCUGACAGCUUCGCUGACCUGUACAACCUGCGCUUUUUCUUCAUGGAUGGGAAUUGCUACUACAAGAAUCCCUGCAGCGGGGCAGUGAAUGUGACCCCAGGUGCACUCCUGGGCCUGAGCAACCUCACCCAUUUGUCACUUAAGUAUAACAACCUCAUGAAGGUGCCCCGGCAGCUGCCCCCUAGCCUGGAGUACCUGCUGGUGUCCUACAACCACAUUGUCAAGCUGGAACCUGAAGACCUAGCCAAUCUGACUUCCCUUCGAGUGCUUGAUGUGGGCGGGAACUGUCGCCGCUGUGACCAUGCCUUCAACCCUUGUGUAGAGUGCAAACAAGAGUCCCUCCAGCUGCACCCUGAGACCUUUCAUCACCUGAGGCACCUCGAAGGCCUGGUACUGAAGGACAAUUCUCUCCACACGCUGAACUCCUCCUGGUUCCAAGGGCUAGUCAACCUUUCAGUGCUAGACCUAAGUGAGAACUUUCUCUAUGACUGUAUUACCAACACCCUGGCCUUUCAGAACCUGACAAAGCUGUGCAAGCUCGACCUGUCCUUCAAUUACCGCAAGAAGGUAUCAUUUGCCAAGCUCCACCUGGCAAGGUCCUUUGGGAACCUGGUGUCACUGCAGGAGCUGAACCUGAAUGGCAUCUUCUUCCGCCUGCUCAACAAGAACACACUCAGGUGGCUGACCAAUCUGCGCCACCUCCACACUCUGCAUCUCCAAAUGAACUUCAUCAACCAGGCCCAGCUCAGCAUCUUUGGUACCUUCCCAAGCCUUCGCUUUGUGGACCUGUCAGAAAACCGCAUCAGCGGGUCUUUGAAAAUGUCAGCAACCACCCUCAAAGAGGCAGAUGAUGGGGUGCAAGAGAAUCUGUGGUCUGGGGUUCUCGCCCCAGCCCUACUGAGCACCCCUAAGAACUUCAUGGUCAGGUGUAGGAGCCUCAAUUUUACUUUGGAUCUGUCUCGGAAUAACCUGGUGGCAAUUCAGCCAGAGAUGUUUGCCAACCUCUCUCACCUCCAGUGCCUAAGCCUGAGUCACAACGGCAUUGCACAGGCCGUCAAUGGCUCUCAGUUCCUGCCGCUGACCAAUCUAAAGGUGCUGGACCUAUCCCAUAACAAGCUGGACUUGUACCACGGGCGCUCGUUCACUGAGCUCCCACAAUUGCAGGCUCUGGACCUGAGUUACAACAACCAGCCCUUCACCAUGCGGGGUAUUGGCCACAACUUUAGUUUUGUGACCCAUCUGCCCAUGCUGCAAUACCUCAGCCUGGCACACAAUGACAUUCGCAGCCGUGUGUCCUCCCAUCUUCACAGCACCUCGUUGAAGGUCCUGGACUUCAGUGGCAAUGCUUUAGGCCUCAUGUGGGGUGUGGGGGACAUUUACCUUCAAUUCUUCCAAGGUCUCAGACACCUGCAGCAGCUGGACCUGUCUCAGAAUCGCCUGCAUAUCCUCCAGCCCCAGAACCUCGACAACCUUCCCAAGAGCCUGAGGUAUCUGAGUCUCCGUGACAAUUACCUGUCUUUCUUUAACUGGAGUAGUCUGGCCUUCCUGCCCAACCUGCAAGUCCUGGAUCUGGCAGGAAACCAACUAAAGGCCCUGUCCAACGGCACCCUGCCUAACGGCACCCAUCUUCGAAAGCUGGAUGUCAGUAGCAAUAAUAUUGUCUCUGUGGUUCCAGCCUUCUUUGCUCUGGCAUUGGAGCUCAAAGAGGUCAACCUCAGCGACAACAUCCUCAAGACAGUUGAUCGCUCCUGGUUUGGACCCAUAGUGGCAAACCUGACAAUGCUGGAUGUGAGAAGCAACCCCUUGCACUGUGCCUGUGGGGCAGCCUUCGUAGACCUCCUGCUGGAGGUGCAGACCAAGGUGCCUGGCCUGCCCAAUCAGGUAAAGUGUGGCAGUCCCGGCCAGUUGCAGGGCCGCAGCAUCUUCACUCAGGAUCUGAGGCUGUGCCUGGAUGAGGUCCUUUCCUGGGAUUGUUUUGGUCUUUCACUGUUGACUGUGGCUGUGGGCAUAGCAGUGCCUUUACUACACCAUCUCUGUGGCUGGGACGUCUGGUACUGCUUCCACCUGUGCCUGGCGUGGCUACCUUUGCUGGCCUGGGGCCGGCGCGGUGCCCAAGCCCUUCCUUACGAUGCCUUCGUAGUGUUCGAUAAGGCUCAGAGCGCAGUUGCCGACUGGGUGUAUAGCGAGCUGCGGGUGCGGCUGGAGGAGCGGCGCGGGCGCCGAGCACUGCGCUUGUGCCUGGAGGACCGGGAUUGGCUGCCCGGCCAGACGCUCUUCGAGAAUCUCUGGGCCUCCAUCUAUGGCAGCCGCAAGACGCUGUUUGUGCUGGCCCACACGGACCGGGUCAGCGGCCUCCUGCGCACCAGCUUCCUUCUGGCUCAACAGCGCCUGCUGGAGGACCGCAAGGACGUGGUGGUGUUGGUGAUCCUGCGCCCAGAUGCCCACCGCUCCCGCUACGUGCGCCUACGCCAGCGCCUCUGCCGACAGAGUGUGCUCUUCUGGCCCCAGCAGCCCAGCGGUCAAGGCAGCUUCUGGGCCCAGCUGAGCACAGCCCUGACUAGGGACAAUCGCCACUUCUAUAACCGGAACUUCUGCCGGGGACCCACAGCAGAAUAGCCCAGAGAAGCAAUUGGGAACAACUGCACCUUCCCCGCCUGGCCACCCGGGUUGCUCUGCCUGCCUUGCUCUGUUCUGCUUUACUCCACCGGUAUCUAGCAGGUGCUCAAUACAUGCUCUCAAACCACCAGCCCUGGGCUCCUGGGCAGUGUGGGUGCGGGGAGAGAUGGGAAAAAAAUCUCCGUAUCUCCAAAAAGUAAAGAGGGAGAAGAUAGGUAAAAACGGGACCCACAGAGCAAAGGUUGGCUGUGAAGGGCAGUUUUAGGGCAGUUUUCUUACCAGGCAUCUUUCAGGAGGGUCUGAAGAUAGUCACCAGAUGUGGACUUGAUCCUUCCCAGAGAACACGGACAAGCCUGACUUUUUUUUUAAAGCUGUUCUCCGAAUGCCCUGCACCUCACUGUCUGUAUUGUUCUGGGCAUCUGCCUCCCUCACCUACUGGCCUGUUUUGAGGGCAGAGAAGAUGCAGGCCUAGUUUAUCUCUGGCCCUCAAGUCCUGAGAACAUUCCCAAGCGGGGCAGUGUUCACUAUUCAGUGUGUAGGAAAAAAGGAUGAUUGCACACUCUAGUGGCUGUGCCUAGGCUGAUCCAAGGUCAGUCUUGACUAAAGUCUUGCCAGUGACAGUAGCAUCGAGGAGUUGAGAGCCACAGAAGAUCAAACUGUGUGUGUGUGUGUGUGUGUGUGUGUGUGUGUGUGUGUGUGUGUGUGUGCAGUGUAUGUAUGUGUGAGGAUACAUGCAUGUAUGAGGGUCCAAGUACACAUGUGCAUGUGGAGGACCAGAAGUCAACCUCACAUGUCAUUCUUCUGGUGGUAUACAUUUUGAUCUUCGAGACAGAGUCUCUCAUUGACCCCAGAACUCACUAAUCAGUCUAUGUUGGCAGGGCAGAGAGCCCCAACCACUCACCUUUUUCAGCUUCCCAGCCCCGGGAUUAUAAAGCCAUGCACCACCCCUAGCUUUUUCACAUGGGUUUGGGGGUUCAAAUUCAGGUCAUCAUGCUUGCAUAGCAAGCACUUCCCAGCCCUUUUGACAUCAUGACAAACGCUGUCACCUACAUAGUUCACAUUUGAGAUCUGUGUGAUGAGUUCAAAAACAAAACAAAUCAUGCCAGAAAUAAGAAAAGAAGUUCAGUGGAUAGUUUUGUGUCCGACUACAAUCACAGCUAUCCUGGGAUAUAUCAGUCCAUGGGCCACAGAUUGAACACACCCAUUAAAAUGAACUCAUGGGGAUGGAGAGAUGGCUCAGGGGUUAAGAGCAAUGGCUGCUCUUCCAGAGGAUCUGGGUUCAGUUUCCAGCACCCACAUGGCAGCUCACAACUUUUUGUAACUCCAGUUCCAGAGGAUCUGAAAUCUUCCCACAGACAUCAAUGCAUAUAAAAAUAAAUCUUUUUUAAAAGAUGAACUCAUAAUCUAUUCCUUCCCACUUCCACCUAGAGGGUCAUGCUGGGUGACUGUUCAAAUAUUAAAAGCCACCUAAGAUGAGCUGCUACCUGGGUACAAAGGGGAGGGGCCUCUUCCAUGUGCUUGUCUCUCAGACCUGCUCAAACUUAGGCUGAGUCCUUGUCACAUCUGAUCAAGAUGGAGUAUAUACAUAUCUUUUUUUUUUCUUCUUUCUUUUUUUUUUCUCUCACAAGACAGGGUUUCUCUGUCCAGCCCCGGCUGUCCUAGAACUCACUAUAUAGACCAGGCUGGCCUCCAACUCAGAAAUCUGACUGCCUUUGCCUCAUGAAUGCUGAGAUUAAAGGCAUGCCCUACCACUGCCCAGAUCUGUUUUUAAAGCCAGGCAGGGUCUCACUACAUAACCCUGACUAAUCUGGAACUCUAUGUAGACCACUUGCUUCUGCCUCCCAAGCGUUGGGAUUAAAGAUGUGUACUACCAUGCUCCCAUUUUUAUUUUUAAUUUUAAAGUUGCAUUUCUUUCAUAUGCGUGUGGGGCGUACAGGUGCCAUGAUUGGCUUGUGGAGGUCAGAGGGCAAAGGAGUCAGUUCCCUCCUUCCACCAUGUGUGGUCCAGAGAUGGAGCUCAGGCUGAAGAUGUAAGUUACAGGAGAGAGCUGCCCUUUCCCCCAAGCCUUCUGCAAGUUAGUCAUCGUGCAGAGGUUGAAAUGUUGCAGGUCCAGAAAUUCAUUACAAUUUAUCUUGGGCUACAAUUCUAAUAAAUUACAACUUAUCUUAGCCUUCUGACUGGCCAUUCCUUGCCUGAAUUUCUAUCUAACUGAACAGAUAAAUGUGUUCACCUACCAGAAACAGUUUGUUUUUUUCCACCAACCAAAGGCUAAGAAUGCUAUCAAAUAGCAACUGAAGUCUACGGCUGAGGUAAACCUGCCUGCUUUGCUUGAACCUACCUUCUUAAUGUUUCCAUCAGUGUGUUUGAAAGGUACCUGGACUUGUAGGGUUUGUUUUAUUGUUUCUUUCUUUUUUUCUUUCUUUUUCUUUUUCUUUCUUACUUUUUUAUUGAGACAAGGUUUCUCUGUGUAGCUGGCUUCAAGAACUCACAGAGAUCCAAAUGCCUCUGCCUCCCAAGUGCUGGGAUUAAAGGUGUACCUCAUUAUGACUGGCUUUACUUGUGGUUUUCUUUGUUCUGUUAUUAUAAAAACUUCAUCAGACUGUUACCACAUUGGAAUAUGGAAUUUGAAGUAACCUAAAUCUGUGUUCUCAGACCAUGUUCAUUUACAUUUGGCUCUGGCAUAAACUGUCUCUUAUCCCCUUAAA